AUGGUCGACUUUACCAACACUCAAAAGAAUUAUCAAGCCUUCAAACAGUUGGCAGAGGCACAAUCAACAGAUCAAGCAAAGGCCAACACCCUCUUGGCUCAGCUCAAGAUUGCCCUGAUUCAAUUGGCAACUCCAUCACAAACAGAGCACAAUGAUCAAGUUCUUAAGGAGUGUGUUCUAGCAAGAGAUAUAUUGGAGUCUGCUGCAUUGUACACUGUUAAGCAGAGAGAUAUAAAGGCAUUCGAUAGAUACUAUUCACAGUUGACACCAUAUUACAAUGAUUACAAGAAGUUCAUUCAACCAUCAGCUCAGCAGUACAGCAUCAUUGGUCUCAAUCUGAUGAAGUUGUUGGCCACUAACCAGACGGCACGAUUCCAUGCCGACCUCGAGCUGAUCCCAUCCGACCUGCACACCAACCAAUUCAUCAGAUUCCCAUUGUUGGUGGAGAAGUCCAUCUCUGAGGGCAGCUACCAAAAGGUCUUGGUAUGCAGAUCACAAGCACCAUCAGAGUAUUAUGGUAUCUUUGUUGAUCUCUUGUCUGAUACAAUGAAGGAGGACAUUGCCAACUGUAUUGAGAAGUCAUUCAAGUAUCUGACAGUGACAGAGGCACAAAAGGUGUUGCAGAUCAAUAGUGUCGAUCAGUUGAAUCAAUACGUACAGAAGCGUGGAUGGAAGGUACAAGGCGAUAGAAUCCUUUUCGACUCUGGCCCGGCCCAAGUCGAGAUUCCAUCCAUUCAACUCAUUCGCCAGACGUUGCAAUACGCCAAGGAGCUUGAGAGAAUUGUAUAG
Messenger RNA from Acytostelium subglobosum LB1, 789 nucleotides. RefSeq lists its product as hypothetical. Lineage: Eukaryota; Evosea; Eumycetozoa; Acytosteliales; Acytosteliaceae. The transcript is spliced from 3 exons. Bases 1 to 789 code for a protein of 262 amino acids. Gene Ontology annotation, biological process: proteasome-mediated ubiquitin-dependent protein catabolic process. Gene Ontology annotation, cellular component: nucleus; cytosol; proteasome regulatory particle, lid subcomplex. The record is from RefSeq and is a predicted model, not a curated record.